GCGGUGGGGAGCUGAUAGCAAUUUGUUUUUAUUCCGUUCGGUACGGUAGUGGUGUCGUCUACCGUCGUCGUUAUUAGUUAUUAGUGUGAAUCAGAAAAAUAUUGCGGUUGUGUUGCGAUCCCUUCAAAUUACGAUGUACUGGACGAAGGAGCGGUACGUGUAGUUAGUGACAGUUGCGGUCACUCGAAUGAAAAUUAUGCAAAACGCCACUACAGGUUGCAAUCAAUUUUAAAAACGGCACUCGCGCCAGACACCAGUGAUACAAUAACACUGUUGAAGGAUUACUAACAGUACAAAUUGAGUUAACACCCAUCUGUGUGCUCACAAAUGUUUGUCUAGCUACAAGCUGUACAACGUACCAUUCACUAUAGGAUCAAUUCUUUGCUGUAGUUGUUGUAAUUGUUACGAAUCAAUCGUCAAACGUGUAUUGAAAUGCUCAAAUUCAUACGAGGGAAGGGUCAACAGCCUUCGGCUGAACGGCAAAAAAUCCAAAAAGACCUAUUCGCUUUCAGGAGAACUCUGCAGUAUGGGUUUCCCAAUAAGCCUACAGCUCUAGCUUGGGAUCCAUUUUUGCGGAUUAUGGCUAUUGGUACCUCGACCGGAUCAAUCAAAGUAUUAGGUAAACCUGGUGUUGAAUUUUAUGGCCAUUUACCUAGUUCAGAUCAAGCAAUAACAAAAAUAUUAUUUGUACCAAAUCAGGGUCACUUGGUGUCAUUAUCUGACGAUAAUAGCAUUCAUUAUUGGGAAAUAAAUGACACAGCCAUUGAUGAAGUUCAAUCAUAUCUACUGGAAGGAAAACUUAAACAAAUAUCUUCGAUGAGCUUAGAAUCAAAUUGUGAACAUUUGUUGCUCGGAACUGAAGGAGGAAACAUAUUUACCAUCGAUUUAUCCACAUUUGAAUUAUCGGAUAAUAUUAUUUAUCAAGAUGUUGUAAUGCAAAAAGUGUCUGAAGAAUAAAAAAAUCCCGGUGCGGUUGAAGCCAUAGUAGAGCAACCUAAUAAUCAAAACAAUAUUUUGAUCGCUUAUAGCAGAGGAUUGAUUGUUUUGUGGGACAAGGUGGAUUCAGUCGUUCUGAAGACAUUUAUUAGCAGUCAGCACGUAGAAAGCAUAUGUUGGUUUGAAAACGGAGAAAGUUUUUAUUCUUCACACAACGACGGUUCAGUAACGCUUUGGAAAAUAGAUGACCAAUCUGAUGAAAAUGACAAUGCAAAUACUAUAUAUGGACCAUAUCCGUGCAAACCAAUCCCUAAAGUGCAUUGUCAACCAUCGAGCCAAGAUCUCGAUGACAAUUUACUCAUUUUUUCUGGGGGGAUGCCUCGAGCAUGUUAUGGUGAUCGCCAUGCUGUUACAGUUCAGCUGGGUACUUCCAAACAUGUAGCAUUUGAGCUCACGUCAAAAGUAAUAGACUUUUUUACCACGGCGGCUUCUAUAAAUGAAAAAGGUUGUAGUUCUUUAAUAAUCCUAGCAGAAGAAGAAAUAGUUGGCAUCGAUCUAUCAACUGAUGAUUGGUCUUUGAUCCAAUUGCCUUACCUCGUCUCUAUUCAUGCAAGUGCUAUAACAUUUACCAAUUUCGUGUCUGACAUCAAUGAAGAAUUAUGGAACAACAUAAUUACUGCUGGAAACUUACAAAACGAAAAUAAUUUUUCCUCAAAUGAGUGGCCUGUAGAUGGAGGGGAAUCUAAUAUGACGGUUGAACAAAGAAGAGAUGUUUUAAUAACAGGUCACGAAGAUGGUUCUGUUAAGUUAUGGAUUGCAAAUGGUACACCAUUACUACCUAUUUAUAUAUUUAAAUCUUCGUGGGUUUUGGUUGGAGAUGAUGCCGAUAACCAUUCCAGUAAUAGUGUAGCUGUUGACGAUGAAGAAGAAUGGCCUCCGUUUAGGAAAAUUGGGAAUUUUGAUCCUUAUUCGGAUGAUCCUAGAUUAGCUAUUAAAAAAGUAAUUUUGUGUCCUAAAACUGGCACAAUGAUUGUAGCGGGCACAGCUGGUCACAUAAUUGUAACAAAAUUCAGCGAUGAAUCUUCUUCUAAUGAAAUAAAAACAAUUCAAAUGAACGUUGUUGGUGAAAGUUUUAUAUGGAAAGGUCAUGAACGUUUGAAUUUAAAACAAACCGGAGAUGAAGCCAAUAACAAUAAUGGCAAAAAUACUACAUGCCUCACAUUCAAAGCAGGUUUUCAGCCUACUUCUGUUUUACAAGUGUAUCCUCCUGCAUCAAUUACUGCUGUAGCUUUGCAUACCAAUUGGUCUUUGGUCGCAGCUGGUACAGCCCAUGGUUUAGUACUUUAUGACUAUUAUCGACAAGCACCCGUUUUGACAAAAUGUACUCUAAAUCCAAAUGAUUUGUCCAUGGCUGGCGACACUCCUAUAUCCCGAAGAAAAUCAUUCAAAAAAUCUCUCCGAGAAUCUUUUCGAAGACUUAGAAAAGGAAGAAAUUCCACAAGAAUUCCUAACGAUAAAAAAUCUGGAAGCAUUACACCUGAUAAAAGACGCGAAGGUACAUUAACUAUUUCUCCAAUGGAAGCAAGACCUGUGGAAAGAGCGAUUGAAGCGAGAUCAGUUGAUGAUGGCCAAGGAAGUAUGGUCCGAUGUCUAAGUUUCGCCAAAACAUUUAUUGUUACAGCUUCUCAUAUAACACCGACGAUCUGGGCUGGUACUAACAAUGGUACUGUGUAUAUAUUUACAAUCAGUAUACCUCCUAGUGACAAACGAAAAGAAAGAAGAGUUACUUCGCAAUUAGGAAAAGAAAUCCAAUUAAAGCACCGAGCUCCGGUAAUUGGCAUCACUGUAAUCGAUGCUGAAAAUCGAUCGGUUACCGAAGUACAAGAAAACUGUCCUCCCGGUAAACCAAUAGAUGUGUGUGGGCCACAUAAGGUUAUCAUUGCAUCAGAAGAACAAUUUAAGAUAUUCUCGUUGCCUAAUUUGAAACCGGUUUGUAAACUGAAAUUAACCGCAGCAGAAGGCGCUCGCGUUCGUAGAAUGUCUAUGGCUUACUUUAAAACUAACGAUUACAUCGAAAGCUGUCUGUUGUGUUUAACUAACUUGGGUGAAGUGAUUGUACUUAGCGUGCCAGACCUUAGAAGACAAAUACAAGCGGCUGUUAUUCGCCGUGAAGAUAUAAAUGGAAUUUCGAGCUUGGCGUUCACACACUAUGGAGAGGCUUUGUAUUUACAUUCAAGCAGUGAACUGCAAAGAAUUUCUGUGUCUGCAACCAGUAUCACACAAGUAGAUUGUACUUUGAAUUUACCGGGUAGAGAUCAGUCGCUGCCAGAGAGUCGGUCCAUCACGCCGGUGAAUGGCUAUACUGACGACGAACAAGAAAAUCAUCCAAAAGUCAACGGGUGUUCAGAUAGCACAAAAGAAAACGGCGACAGUAAUUUACAGUUAAACAAUAGUGAUCUCUCUGUUGGCGAUAUAACAUUAGACUCUAUUAAAGACCAUUUAGCUAACUCCAAUUCAAAUUUAAAUUUGACUUCUACAUCCAAUAAUGUUGAAAUUAAUAAUCAUCAAAAACCUGUGACAAAACAUGAAGUAUCUACGGCUACUACAACCCCAGUAAAAACAUCAAAUUCAACUACAGUGACUUCAAACGAUACAAUCGCUGUUGUUAAUUUAUCAACAAGUUUAAUUGUAGAAGACGAUCCAUCGGCACAGACAAAUUUAGAGAUUCAUAGAGCUCCAUUGGCUCUCAUGGAAGACCUAGAAGUGGAGACGGUUGCAUAAUGUGAUAAUCAUCGAAACAUGUGCGUUUGACCAGACAUAGACUUGCUGUUUAUGUAAAUCGCGCCAUAAAUAUAAUUGAUAAGUUUAACAAUGUUGAAAUAAUGUUAAUUUGUUAAAUAUUAUUAACUACUAACAUAUAAUACUAUUAAUAUGACCUAGUUAGAAUACCUGCAUUGUUCCAUAUUAUGUACCUGUUUUCAGGUAAAAGCUCGAUAUUAUUCCAAUAAACUUUUUAUUUUAUUCAUUCAACAUACACUUAAUAUUAAAAAAAAAAAAAUUGAUAAAGAGCACGUCAAAAUUUCCUUUGUUUGAUUCAAUAUACGAUAUUUGUUACACAUCUUUAUCAAAAUCUUAGGAUACAUGUAUAAUAAACACUGGUGCCUUAGUUUAAUUUAAGAAACAUACACUUUUUUUAAAUUACUACAUUUUUGUGACUUGAAUUAUUUUUUACCAAUUUACCAAUUUCUUAUCAAUAUUUCAUUAUUAUAAUUAUUAUAGUAUUAUUAUUUUUGUUAAAAACAUUUUUUUUUACAAAAAAAUUCACAUAUCACAAUUUUUUUUAAAUUUUAUUCCAUUAAGUUGCAAUUAUUUCCUAGUUUUUUACCUUUUUUAUUUUUUAAUCGUUUUGUAUACUUACAUUGUUAAGUAAAAAAAACAAAUUCCAUUUAAUGUAAAUUACUUUUAUUUGUUACAAAUUCCAAAAGAACAAAUGUGUUUUAGAUAUUUAUGUAUUUAUACAUUCGUUGUGUCAUUCACUUCAAACAUUCCAAUUUUCUGAACUU
This is a messenger RNA of Adelges cooleyi (spruce gall adelgid), 4499 nucleotides long. RefSeq names its product lethal(2) giant larvae protein (gene l(2)gl). Gene Ontology annotation, biological process: regulation of Notch signaling pathway; regulation of protein secretion; cortical actin cytoskeleton organization. The record is from RefSeq and is a predicted model, not a curated record. NCBI's taxonomy places the organism in Eukaryota, Metazoa, Arthropoda, Insecta, Hemiptera, Adelgidae. Gene Ontology annotation, cellular component: cortical actin cytoskeleton; cytoplasm; plasma membrane. Gene Ontology annotation, molecular function: myosin II binding; GTPase activator activity; syntaxin binding.